This is a messenger RNA of Plasmodium cynomolgi strain B, 597 nucleotides long. RefSeq lists its product as hypothetical. The record is from RefSeq and is a predicted model, not a curated record. The annotation marks the transcript as partial. NCBI's taxonomy places the organism in Eukaryota, Apicomplexa, Aconoidasida, Haemosporida, Plasmodiidae. The transcript has a single exon.
AUGAAUAUUACUGGAGCUUUAGAUUUUUUGGAAUAUAAGAAUUUUUAUAAUUUAUAUGAUAAUAAUAAAUGCACGGUUUUUGCAUUGUGGAUGUAUGACUACUUAAUUAAAAUAUUUAAAGAUCAUGACAAUUACAGUAAAACUAAAGCAGUUAUUGAUAAAAUAUAUCCACUUUUCUUAAGAUAUUCAGAAAAACUACAUUGUAAGAUUCCUUCAUACAAUGAUAUUGUGACCUAUGUUAAUAAUUUGAAAACAUUAUAUGACUAUGCUACAAAUUAUGAUACUAUUUUGGGGCAUAUUAAAGAUAAAGAUUACAAAUGUAAUGAGAAUCUUUCUAAUUACAUUCAAGAACAAGUUAACUUAUUAAAAGAAGUAAGGUUAGACUGCCAUAAUACCUCACAAAAUCAUUGUGAAGUAUAUAAAAAUAUAUUUGGCCCAUCUAUAGGUGAAAAAUUCUUAAGCCUACAAUGUAAUCCGUUAAGUUCUCAAGAAAUAAGUACAAUAACAGUGAGUUCCCAUGUACAACAAGGGAAGGAACAAAUUACAAAUGAUGAAACUACCAAGACAAGUAAUAUUAUAAUGGAAACUAUAUUUCCG